Molecule: messenger RNA, 663 nt
Organism: Eruca vesicaria subsp. sativa (arugula)
Lineage: Eukaryota; Viridiplantae; Streptophyta; Magnoliopsida; Brassicales; Brassicaceae
Source: the annotation of a GenBank genome assembly
AUGGCACCUGUAGAAAAAAUGAUUCUUGAUGGUACUCGGAGAAAGCAAAGCUUCAGAUUUGCGGACACCCAUGUUUCGCUCCUAUUCGAAGAUGUCCCUGAGAGAAGAAACUUCAUCCCCAAGGAGCUUUCCCGGUUUCAAGGUUAUGAGGAUUUGAUGUCAGUAGCUAAUACCAACUCCGAGUUUUCUGAUAUUUUGGUGAUUUAUGAGUUUUACGUACUUCCACUUUCAAUGAAGAACACACAAAAUACUCAGCGAAUUAUGGCCAACCUGUGCAUCCAGAGGUCAUACCAAACUAUUCCAUUCGAGUUGUUAAACUCUUUACGGAAACUUCUGCUUAACAUCAUUGUAAUCAUUUUCUUGACUCCGCCACAAUCAGGUGAUGACAACCCAAGCCAUGAUAUGCCAGGAGCUGGAGCUGUAACAACAGACCCUUCUCAAAGUGUUGAAAGAGGUAUUCAUGACAACAGCAACAGACCCAGUAACAAUGAGAUGGUGGAAAACCUCCCAGGAGGUGUUACUGAACCAACGACAUCCCUAUUUCAUCUGACAUGUCUUCUGCAGAGUCCCCCGAAGCAGAGGGUGUACACUCUUCGAAAAAGCCACACCAUGGUUAAGCUUCAGAUUAUUGGAGUCCAGUUCAAGGUCGCUCAAUCUUCAUAA